AUGCCUCUCUUUCUCCACUUUCUCUCCCUAUUCUCUCUCUUCUUCUCCCCAUCAAACUCCCUCUCUCUCACCUCCCAUUCUCUCUCCCAAAAGCCCUCCCUUUCCUCAUCCUCUGCCUCCGCCAAGCUCCCCUUCAAAUACUCCAAUGCCCUUGUCGUCUCUCUUCCGAUGGGAACGCCGCCGCAGCCGAUGGACAUGGUCCUAGACACCGGCAGCCAACUGUCCUGGACUCAAUGUCGCGGCGAGGUAAAUGGAAAAUUAGUGAAGCCAGGAAUUACCAUGUUUGACCCUUCUCGCUCCUCCUCUUUCUCUCUCCUUCCUUGUAACACCUCUCUCUGCAUACCUCAAAUUCCCGAUUUUACCCUUCCCACUUCUUGUGACCAACGUCGCCUCUGCCACUACUCCUACUUCUAUGCCGAUGGGACCUUGGCCGAGGGUAAUCUCGUCACUGAAAAAUUCACCUUCUCUAAUUCCUUAAUUACCCCUUCCAUCAUUCUCGGCUGCGCUAAGGCUUCCACCGAAAAUAGGGGUAUUUUGGGAAUGAAUACUGGACGCCUUUCUUUCAUCUCCCAGGCUAAAAUAUCCAAGUUUUCAUAUUGCAUCCCCGGUCGAAGCGGGUCGGAUCCAACCGGGUUGUUCUACCUUGGAGACAACCCGAAUUCAGGUAAAUUCAAAUACGUCAACAUGUUGACUUUUCCCCAAAGUCAACGCGCCCCAAAUCUUGACAAACUGGCCUAUACCCUCCCAAUGAAGGGAAUAAGAAUAGCCAAAAACCAACUCAACAUUUCCCCAACCGUUUUUAAACCGGACCCAUCUGGGUCCGGUCAGACCAUGAUCGAUUCCGGCUCGGAUUUGACGUAUUUGGUAGAUGAAGCUUACAACAAGGUUAGAGCAGAGAUAGUGAGAUUAGUGGGGCCCAUGAUGAAGAAAGGAUACGAAUACGCCUCCGUUGCCGACAUGUGUUUCGACGGUGCAGUGGCGGCUGCAGCCGGGCAGGGGAUUGGCGACAUGUGGUUCGAGUUUGAGAAUGGAGUGGAGAUAUUGGUCGGGAAAGGGGAAGGGUUAUUAACCGAAGUCGAAAAAGGGGUGAAGUGCAUAGGAAUCGGACGGUCAGAUAGGCUUGGGACUGGGAGUAAUAUAAUCGGUAACGUUCAUCAGCAGAAUAUGUGGGUGGAGUAUGAUUUUACCAAUAAGAGAGUUGGAUUCGGUGGAGCUGAGUGUAGUGGAUUGAAGGCAUGACGAUGAACCGUGAGUUUCAUACAAUCAUAACAAUAAUUUUAUGUAUGUAUUUAUAUUUUCAAAUUUUGUUAAAAUAAAACA
This is a messenger RNA of Cucurbita pepo subsp. pepo (vegetable marrow), 1320 nucleotides long. RefSeq names its product aspartic proteinase PCS1-like. The record is from RefSeq and is a predicted model, not a curated record. Gene Ontology annotation, biological process: proteolysis. Gene Ontology annotation, molecular function: aspartic-type endopeptidase activity. Gene Ontology annotation, cellular component: extracellular region. Lineage: Eukaryota; Viridiplantae; Streptophyta; Magnoliopsida; Cucurbitales; Cucurbitaceae.